UUUUUUAUUUGUUUAUUACAUACUGUAUUAACAUUUACGAGCUGAGCUUUGUGAAACUCGUGGGUAUGAUCUCUUCCAUUUUCAUUUCUCCUUAAUUCUUUCCUCUUAUAAAAUUAAACUGUCGGGAUUUUUCCUUGAAAUCUGCAUUUGAACAAGGCCCAUUUUCAUCCUCUUUUCUCUGUUGUUUUGGGUGUUUGUGUUGAGAAAAAGGUAAAAUUAUUCGGUGAUGUCUCAAUCUGAGUCUGAGAGCAGUUUAUCUUCAGGUGUUUUAGCAGAGCUUAAGCUGUAUCAAGCUUUCAUCUUCUCUGUCCCUAUUUUCUUCGCUUUCAUACUGCUCUUCAUGUUCUAUUUGUUCUAUCUUCGGCGCCGGCGAGCAGAUUGGUCAUCUCUUAGAAUGAGAACCGACAACGACAAUCACCUCUCCAUGGCUGAAUUGGGCCUCAAGAAAGAAGUAAGAGAGAUGCUACCCAUUGUUAUAUACAAGGAGACAUUCUCCAUCCGAGAUACUCAAUGCUCAGUAUGCCUUGGGGACUACCAAGCAGAGGAUAAGCUUCAGCAGAUACCUACAUGUGGCCAUACAUUUCACGUGGACUGCAUUGACCAUUGGCUUGCCAACCACACCACCUGUCCACUCUGCCGGCUUUCUGUCCUUGCUUCUCCUAAGGUUCCUGAUAAAUUGCCUGUUAUUCAAGCUGAAAAUGAUCAGGAGUCAUCUCAUCCAGUGAAUAGUAAUGGAUUAGCCGUUCAACUGGUGUCCCAAAGUUAUGAAGAAACACAAGGCGUACAACCUUCUGAGCCAACAAUUGGAGAUGCAAGAAUUUCCCAACACAACAGUGACGAACAGGAAUGUGUGAAUCAGGGAAGAGAGUUUAGAAAUACAAGGAAUGAAACCAGAGAGCAUGAGCGUAGCAGCGGAAUAUCUGCUUGAUAUUUUACAUGAAGUGAGGCCAUCAAGUUGAGAAUGGUGAUUCCAUAUGUACCAUUUUCCAAGACACAAAGGAGUCAUCAGAAGAUUCUGACAUAACAAACUUCUGUGAGUAUUCCAGCCGAAUUGUACUUUAAACAAACAAAUCAUCAACAAGCUGAUGCUGCUUCUGAUAUUGGCAUCCCUAGGCUGUGCGUAACUGCUUAGAAAAAUGAAGUCUGUCAACUUCGAGUGCUUUUUUAAAGGUGGUGCUAGAUAUCAAUCAUCUUUUUUUUUUUGUUUUUCUUUUGUGGAAAUCAGUAAAAAUGUAUAACUUGGGCUCAUUUAAGUCAGAUUUGGUAGGAGGGAAUUGGAAGCUUAUGUGUAACUGGAGUAGGCUAUGUUUGAGCAAAGGAAAUGAAUGCCUUUGUUUUUGGGUCAAUAGGAGGAAGAAAGAUCUCUGACUUUCUUCUCCUGUAAACUUGUGAAAAUUAAUCAUAAUCUUCUUUUUUUCCCUAAUUAAUAUGUGUAGAAUAUUUUAUGAAAAUUAAUUAAAAAUAAAAGAUAGGAUGUGUUUCUUGCUAGUUUGGAGUUCCAAUCUUAGUUACAUGA
Durio zibethinus is the source of this 1516-nucleotide messenger RNA. RefSeq names its product RING-H2 finger protein ATL7-like. Gene Ontology annotation, biological process: protein ubiquitination. Gene Ontology annotation, molecular function: transferase activity. The record is from RefSeq and is a predicted model, not a curated record. NCBI's taxonomy places the organism in Eukaryota, Viridiplantae, Streptophyta, Magnoliopsida, Malvales, Malvaceae.